AUCCCAUUUUCCUUGAGGACUUUUUCGUCACAUAAAACUCCUCUCCCUUUCUGGAAUUCUCCAGCUACUUGUACUCCACCUCUUCUCAAUCUUCCAGGAACCGUCUGAGAGCCCAUAUAUCUACACACCCUUCCUCUUAUUUUCUCUCAGUCUUUCUGAUAAACUAUUGCCGGAGAUUCUAUCUUAAUAUACAGUAAUUUUUGCUAUUAUCGUCAAGAUUUUGCUUUGAUUUCAAUGGCUACCAAGGAGAACAAGGCUAUUGGAAUAGACCUCGGCACAACCUACAGUUGCGUCGGGGUGUGGGUGAACGACCGCGUCGAGAUCAUCCCAAACGACCAAGGCAACAGAACCACUCCUUCCUACGUCGCCUUCACCGACACAGAGCGGCUCAUCGGCGACGCCGCCAAGAAUCAGGUGGCGAUGAACCCACACAACACUGUUUUCGACGCCAAGCGCCUCAUUGGCCGCCGAUUCACUGACCCUUCUGUGCAGAGCGACAUGAAGCUCUGGCCGUUCAAGGUGAUCGCUGGACCAGGCGACAAGCCCAUGAUCGUAGUCUCGUAUAAAGGGGAGCAGAAGCAGUUCUCUGCCGAGGAGAUAUCGUCCAUGGUGCUGACCAAGAUGAGGGAGACUGCGGAAUCGUUCUUGGGUUAUCAAAUCAAGAACGCAGUCGUUACUGUUCCUGCAUAUUUCAAUGACUCUCAGCGGCAGGCGACUAAGGACGCCGGAGCAAUUGCUGGGCUCAACGUGCUGAGGAUUAUCAAUGAGCCCACCGCCGCUGCCAUAGCUUAUGGUUUGGACAAAAAGGCGUCAAGAAGAGGUGAACAGAACGUUCUUGUGUUUGAUUUGGGAGGUGGGACUUUCGAUGUGUCUCUGCUGACUAUAGAAGAAGGGAUUUUCGAGGUGAAAGCGACUGCGGGGGACACUCAUUUGGGAGGAGAGGAUUUCGACAACAGGCUUGUGAAUCAUUUCGUGUCUGAGUUCAGGAGGAAGCAUAAGAAGGAUAUCAGUGGGAAUGCAAGAGCUUUGAGGAGGCUGAGAACUGCUUGUGAGAGAGCCAAGAGGACUCUUUCCUCCACCACUCAGACGACGAUCGAAGUCGAUUCUUUGUUCGAAGGGAUCGAUUUUUACGCCACAAUAACAAGGGCGAGGUUCGAGGAGUUGUGUAUGGAUCUGUUCUUGAAGUGUAUGGACCCUGUGGAGAAGUGUUUGAGAGAUUCAAAGAUUGACAAAUCUCAGGUCCAUGAGGUGGUGCUUGUUGGUGGAUCGACUAGGAUUCCCAAAGUUCAGCAGCUCUUGCAAGACUUCUUCAAUGGGAAGGAGCUGUGCAAGAGCAUUAAUCCGGAUGAGGCCGUGGCCUACGGCGCAGCUGUGCAGGCAGCAAUCUUGACAGGGGAAGGCGAUGAGAAGGUUCAAGACUUGUUGCUCCUUGAUGUCACUCCGUUGUCUCUUGGCCUUGAAACUGCCGGUGGAGUUAUGACAGUGUUGAUCCCGAGAAACACCACCAUUCCCACCAAGAAAGAGCAAAUUUUCUCUACGUAUUCGGAUAACCAGCCCGGUGUUUUGAUUCAAGUAUACGAGGGCGAACGUGCAAGAACUAGAGAUAACAAUCUUCUUGGUAAAUUUGAGCUCACUGGCAUCCCCCCAGCGCCAAGAGGCGUCCCGCAGAUCAACGUGACUUUUGACAUCGAUGCAAACGGUAUUCUAAAUGUGACGGCAGAGGACAAGACGGCCGGUGUGAAGAACAAGAUAACGAUCACGAACGAUAAAGGAAGAUUGAGCAAGGAGGACAUAGAGAAAAUGGUUAAGGAUGCCGAGAGGUACAAAGCCGAGGAUGAGGACGUCAAGAAGAAGGUGGAGGCGAAGAACAGUCUGGAGAAUUAUUCCUAUAACAUGAGGAACACGGUGAGGGACGAGAAAUUCGCAGCAAAGUUGGAUCCGAGCGACAAGGAGAAGAUCGAGAAGGCGGUGGAGGAGACUAUUGAGUGGUUAGAUAGGAAUCAGCUGGCUGAGGUUGAUGAGCUAGAGGAUAAGCUGAAGGAAUUGGAAGGCAUUUGUAAUCCAAUUAUUUCAAAAAUGUAUCAAAGCGGAGGUGGUAGUGAUGGUGUGCCGAUGGGUGAUGGCAUGCCUGGCGGCGGAACAAGCAGCUCCGGCGGUGGUGCAGGGCCGAAGAUUGAAGAGGUUGAUUGAGUAUGAAGUUGUUUUGAGGGUCUUUGCUUAAUGCAGUUUGCUUUGUGUUUUGGCUACUAUGUAAUUUGUUUCCUUGUUCUCUCGUUGGCGAACUGAACGCGUAGGUUCUGUAGAUGUAAUAACAUGUAGAAUGUAAUAAACAGGUUGGCAGUUUUGUCGAUGAGUUCUAUUGAAAAACUCUUAUCUCAA
Molecule: messenger RNA, 2379 nt
Organism: Sesamum indicum (sesame)
Lineage: Eukaryota; Viridiplantae; Streptophyta; Magnoliopsida; Lamiales; Pedaliaceae
Product: heat shock 70 kDa protein
Molecular function (GO): ATP binding; ATP-dependent protein folding chaperone
Source: RefSeq, a predicted model, not a curated record